AUGCACCCACCUGACCGAUAUAACCUCAUGCACCCACCGGUCCAAUAUACCCCCUAUCGACCUUUUCCCCCUCCUUGUCCUCCCAAGAACCAACACCCCACCAAGCAACCAACCCACACCGGCUCCAUCAACCAACUGGCUCCAGCUCCACCAAGCGACUCACACCAACUCCAUUCUUGUAAGAUGGGAUUUGUUAUGUACCACCCAGCAACCAAGGUUGCCGCGGUUCGGAUGCUAAUUCAAGGUCAUGAACAGUCGUUCAUCCGAACUGCGCUUGGGGAAACAAUUUCACGACAAUCGUUUGGCCGUUGGAUGGAUUUAUAUCAACAGACUCGCUGUGUGAUACGAAACCCGGACGACUAUGAGCAGCAAGGCCGUCCCUCCCUUCUUUCUGACAGUGACUCUAAGUUCAUGAUCCAACUCGUGAAAGACGAACCAGGCCUGUUUUUGGAUGAGAUCAGGGAGCGAUUAUACGACAAAAAUGGUACCCUUCUCUGUGUGGAGACCAUUCACCAAAACCUGGUUGUGAAGCUUUCCAUCACUCUGAAGAAACCCGGUACUAUCAAUAUCCGAAAAUGUUUAAUUAAGAAGUUUGAUUAUAUCGAAAAAAUGUGUUUUAUUCCGGCGGAAUUCUUAGUGUUCUCCGACGAAUGUGCCAUUUGUGAUCGUGAUCUACUCAGGACCUUUGCCCGCGCUCCAAAGGGCACACCCUCGGCGCGAUUCAUUGUGAACCAAAACACCAAUCGAAUUAGUGUCCUACCUGCCAUUGGAAUAGGGGGGAUCCUUGCGAUGGCGAUGACCGACAGCACCUUUGUUGGCAAGAAAUGGGAGGACUUCCUUGAGUGGGACUUGCUCCCCCGGAUGAAUCGUUACCCCAACCGUCAUUCAAUCCUUGUUUGCGACAACGCUCAGAUUCACAAAGGGAGUAGGGUCGAAAGCAUCUGCAUUGAGGCGGGGAUACUAAUUAAGUAUCUUCCUCCUUACUGUCCAGAGCUCAACCCCAUUGAGCUCUGCUUCUCGGCAUUUAAAAGCAAGCUCCGCCGAUCGAGGAUUUUAGAUGAGAGUAAUGAUCCGGAGUGGGACAUUUGUGAGACUAUUGACUCAGUGAUUACUCCAGAAGUCUGCUACAAGAAUUUCCGUCACUGUGGUUACUCGGUGCCUCCUUCAUAAGUUAUGACCCUGUGGUUUUUGUUCCUACCCUCGCCUCCCGCUUUUUGUUCCUACCGACUUGAACUUCGCCUCCUGCUGUUUCUUCCUGCCUGCUUGAAUCUCUCCUCCCAAUCUUCUUCCUACCGAGUUGAAACUCUCCUCCUGCUAUUCCUGUUUUUUUGUUACUUCCUGUCCUCUUGAAUCAGUCAGUGCUCGCUUUUGGCUCCUACCGACUUGAAACUCGUGAUCAUAAAUCUUGUCUCUUCCUGCCUGUGUCCAUCAAAUAUAUCAUCCGAUUCACCCACUC
Puccinia graminis f. sp. tritici CRL 75-36-700-3 is the source of this 1456-nucleotide messenger RNA. RefSeq lists its product as uncharacterized. The coding region runs from base 1 to 1170 and encodes 389 amino acids. Gene Ontology annotation, molecular function: nucleic acid binding. The record is from RefSeq and is a predicted model, not a curated record. The transcript has 4 exons. Lineage: Eukaryota; Fungi; Basidiomycota; Pucciniomycetes; Pucciniales; Pucciniaceae.